AUGCCCGUCUGCAUAGAGUGCAAGACAAAACGUGAUUUUAAAACUACAAAAGCUUUAAUUUUACAUCUUAAGAUAUCUCACAAUUAUAAUAUAUUAAGCGUUUAUCGUUGCGGAGAAAACGAUUGUUUUAGAAAAUUUAAUAGUAUUAAAGCAUUUGUUAGGCAUGUUGAGGAGCACGUUAAAAAUAGUAAUUUUUUAACUGAUAAUGAAUGUCAACCUGAACCUGAUGAAAAUGUUCUAAAUUUAGAAUCAAAUUCAUUUGAUUAUGAUCUUGAUAUCGACAAUGCCGAAAAUAUUGAAGACGAUGAAGAUACAUUUCCCUCUACGGUCUCUUUCCAGGAUAGGCUUAAAAAUGAAAGUGAUGUAUUUGUAAGUAAAUUUUACAGUAAAGCUGUCUUACCUAGAAAUGUUGUUCAAGAUUUAAUCGAUGAUACAUCAAAUUUUUUAUCCCACGGUUGUACAAAUAUUUUAAAACAAAAAGUUUUAACAACUUUGAAAUCUUCUAACGCUGAUCCAUCGGAUGUAGAUGAAAUAUCCGAAAUGUUUAAUGCAUUAGAAUCUCCCUUUUCUCAUUUAGACACAGAAUAUAAGCGUUUUCAAUAUUUUAUGGCAACCGGUAAUUUUAUAUCAGCAAAUGAAUUUGAAAUUGGAAAGCAAUUGACUCAAGUAAAAACAGAUUCAGGGACUAUUCAUAAGUGGGUUAAAGUUACCGCUCAACAUAUUCCUUUAGCACCAGUUUUAACGAAAUUUUUAGAAUUGCCCGAUUCACUUUCCAGUAUAUUAACCUAUGUUGAUUAUUUAAACGAAAAUACAGAGAAUCUUUGUAACUACAUUCAGACUGAUGCGUGGAAAAAGAAAAGGUCGAAGUUCAAAUCUAGCGAUAUUGUUCUUCCAUUGUUCGUUUAUUAUGACGAUUUUGAACCAAACAAUCCUGUUGGACAUCAUUGCUCUAAAGUUGGUGGAAUAUAUGUAACCAUCGCAUGUUUACCUCCAGAGAUAGCAUCACGUGUAGAAAAUAUAUUUUUGUCUAUUUUAUUUAAUACUAAAGAUCGUGAUGACUUCCCAGUAAAAGAUAUUAUUGCACCUCUACUUGAAGAUUUAAGAUCAUUAGAAAAAAAUGGAAUUCUUGUAAAAUUAUCUACCGGAGAAGAAAUUCGUAUUUAUUUUGUCUUGGGGUUAGUGCUAGGCGAUAAUUUAGGAAUACAUCAGCUCUGUGGUCUUGUCUGCAAUUUCUCAACGGCAAAUUAUCGUUGCCGUUAUUGCAAAAUUUACAAAAAUCAAUUGAUUAACGAUUUACAAAUAGAUGAGACAAUUUUUAGAAAUAGAACAAAUUAUGAAAUAGAUGUACUCCGAAACAGUACAGAGGACACGGGAAUCACAAGUAGAUGUGCUUUAAAUGAAUUAGAAUCGUUUCACAUAACUGAAAAUCUUUAG
Molecule: messenger RNA, 1434 nt
Organism: Leptopilina boulardi
Lineage: Eukaryota; Metazoa; Arthropoda; Insecta; Hymenoptera; Figitidae
Exons: 1
Coding region: 1-1434 (477 amino acids)
Source: RefSeq, a predicted model, not a curated record